This is a messenger RNA of Fraxinus pennsylvanica, 1332 nucleotides long. Lineage: Eukaryota; Viridiplantae; Streptophyta; Magnoliopsida; Lamiales; Oleaceae. The record is from the annotation of a GenBank genome assembly.
AUGUUACUUUGCUCGGGUUUAAAGAGUGACUCAGUGGAUGCCCUCCGGGAAAUACUUAUUUCAACCGUGAAGUCACUUGUGGGCCCUGGACUGAUUUCUAUUGGAGAUAGUUUGGAUGACAUUAUUCAUGAGAAAUUUGGCAAAGAUUCUUAUGUACGCAUUGGAGGCGGGAUGUCUCCAACCAGAAAGCGAACUGCCUCGAAUAUGUUCAAUGAUAAAGAGAACAGGAAAUUUGUUUGCUUGAUGGAAACUCGUGCCUGUAUCCCAAGUAUUAAACUUUCAUCUAUAGAUACUGUAAUUCUAUUAAACAGUGAUUGGGACCCAAUGAAUGACUUGAGGGCUCUGCAUAAGAUCAACCUUAGUUUGGGUCGUGAGCAGCUGAAGAUCUUCCGUAUAUAUUUAUCUUGUAACUUGGAAGAGAAGAUACUAAUUUUAGCCAAGCAAGGAACGACUCAUGAAGAUAUGAUUGACAAUGAACCCCAUGUUUUCUGGAUAAAUUUACUUAAUGGGAGGAAUCCUAGGUGGAAAUAUUUGUCCAGUCCAUCGUCAAGGGCUAUAAAGAAAGGCAAACGGCACAAUGAUUUACGUGAAGAACCAGAAGAGGAAGAAAAGUCUAACAAGAAGUGCCGGAAGGAGGCCAGAAGCACCGCUAAUCAAAGAUGUCCUACGGACCUUAAACCUAGGAUGAAAAAGAAACUCCAUGCUCAAUAUAAAAAAAGAAAAUUUUCAGUUUUACAACACCCCUGCAACGAGCCUCUACAACCUUCAUCAAGCAUGCCAUUAGCAAUGACAGGAGAUCGCAGUGAACUGAUUGUUACUAAUCUUGGAACCACAAAUGCUUCUCUAAUUUCUGGGAACAAGGACCCUCCAGAAGCCAAUCGACUUACACAUUCUGAGGCAAAACAAUCUGUCUGUUUAUCUCUCCAGCGGGAGUUGGAAAGACUGCAGAAGGAUAAAGACGAAAAUUUAAAAUUGCAUGAUGAUAUGGCAUUGAACCAAGCAUCAGCUUCUGCAAGGAUAGUCUCAAGACCUGAUGAACUGUCGCUAAGCAUUGCAGGGUUUCACUCAAACAUUAACAGAAACCUUGUGGCUGGAUAUGAACUCAGGGCCCCUGCUCCACAUCAUAGAAGUAUGAGACCUAUUUCAAUCUCAGGACCCAACCUCUUGUCUUCUCCAAGCACAGGGAUACAUUUUCCACCACCCAUAAGUCAAUCUGUACAAAUGCAGCAUGUUUUCACAUCAGUUCCUGCAAUUCCACAUGGCGAGCAAUUCCUGUUUAGAGAUGUUUCAUAUGCCAGCUCUCCCUAUUUCUGGGAUUUAGACAGAACGUGA